AUGGGAGGCUGUGCGAGCGUACCUAAGGAAUCUGACAUCGUUGAAGGUUCUGUCCCAAGUGACAAUGAUGUUGUUGAGUCAACGAAUGUAACGACAGAGACAGAUACCACAUCCACUCAGGAGAAGAAAGAAGAGUCUAGCGAAGAGGGUGAGACAAAAGAGGAAUCCUCUGAGGCAACCAAGGCCGAGCCAACACCAGAAGCUGUGAAGGCAGAUGAGACAGCUCCUAUUGAGACUGAGCCACCAACACAAGACACCACACCUGCCAAAAACGAUGAGGCACCUCUUGUGAUUCUUUGA
Eruca vesicaria subsp. sativa (arugula) is the source of this 300-nucleotide messenger RNA. NCBI's taxonomy places the organism in Eukaryota, Viridiplantae, Streptophyta, Magnoliopsida, Brassicales, Brassicaceae. The record is from the annotation of a GenBank genome assembly.